Messenger RNA from Fundulus heteroclitus (mummichog), 2268 nucleotides. It is a transcript of the gene gas2a, whose product is annotated as growth arrest-specific protein 2. The record is from RefSeq and is a predicted model, not a curated record. The coding region runs from base 230 to 1261 and encodes 343 amino acids. Gene Ontology annotation, cellular component: actin filament. Lineage: Eukaryota; Metazoa; Chordata; Actinopteri; Cyprinodontiformes; Fundulidae. Gene Ontology annotation, molecular function: cytoskeletal adaptor activity; microtubule binding; actin filament binding. The transcript has 8 exons. Gene Ontology annotation, biological process: actin crosslink formation.
UCAUCAUCAUCAUCAUCCUCCGCAGCAGGAGCAGAGCAGCAACAGGAGCAGCGUGCUGUGAGUGUUUGUGUUUGUCUGUCAGAUCUUCGUGCAAUGCGCUCCAAGACGGACCUCCCCGGUCCACAUUACCUCAGUGUUCUGGAGACUAACCUGUGCGUCGGAGGAGCAUGAAAACGGGGAUUCAGCAGCUCACAGGACGAGUGAGCUGAAGGGCUGUCAGUAGGGAACCAUGUGCAGCUCGCUGAGCCCAAAGCAGCCCUGCGGUCCUGGGCUGACAGACAUGCAGCAGUACCACCAAUGGCUCUCUAGUCGACAUGAAGCCAGCCUGUUGCCCAUGAAGGAAGACCUCGCCCUGUGGCUCAGUAAUAUUCUUGGUCUGGAAAUCACCGCUGAGAGCUUCAUGGAUCGGUUAGACAAUGGUUUCCUGUUGUGCCAGCUGGCUGAGACGCUGCAGGAGAAGUUCAGGCAGAGUAAUGGAGACCUGCAUGAGCCUGGCAACAGCAAGAAGAAAAUCCCUCAUCGGAGGAUACCGUGCCGACAGAGCGCUCCCUCCGGUUCUUUCUUUGCACGGGACAACACAGCCAACUUCCUGGCCUGGUGCCGUCAAGUCGGAGUGGGUGAAACGUGUCUCUUUGAGUCUGAGGGUUUAGUUCUUCAUAAGCAGCCACGAGAGGUGUGCCUCUGUCUGUUGGAGUUGGGCCGGAUAGCAUCACGUUACAAUGUGGAGCCUCCAGGCCUUAUAAAACUGGAAAAGGAGAUUGAACAAGAAGAAAGGGCACCUCUACCUCCCCCAUCACCUGUAUCCCCAACGCAGCCGCUCCCCUCAUCCCCUUCUUCAUCCCCCUCCCCGUCUCCUUCCCCUUCCCCAACACCGACUUCAAACCCAGCGCAGACCAAAGUGACUUCAUCCAAGAAGAGCGCAGGCAAGCUCCUGGAUGACGCUGUGAGACAUAUCGCUGAUGAUCCGCCCUGCCGGUGUGCAAAUAAAUUCUGUGUGGAGAGGCAGUCGCAGGGCCGGUAUCGUGUUGGAGAGAAGAUGCUCUUUAUACGGAUGCUGCACAACAAGCAUGUGAUGGUGCGGGUCGGCGGAGGCUGGGAGACCUUCGAGAGCUAUCUGCUGAAACACGACCCCUGCCGAAUGCUCCAGAUUUCCAGAGUGGAGGGAAAGAUUUCCCCCAUCAGCACCAAGUCCCCCAACAUCAGAGACCUGGCCCCCGACAGCUACCUAGUGGUGGCGGCCCACUACCGCAGCAAGAAGUGAGGGGCCUGGUCACAAAUGGACACGGGGCAUGUUUUUUUUUUUCUACCCAACACAAAUAAUGGGGCUUUGCUUAGCAAUAUAUUUUAAACAAAAUACCAAAGAUAUGGUGAAAACCAAGAAACUGAUAAUAGGGGGAAGAUUUAUUUGGGAGGGGAGGGGGGGAAACAUAAAUCCCAGGUCCUAUAUUUAGCAUUUAUCUCCUUUUUUUUAGUUUAGGAUAUUCUCUUACUUUUAUGGGAACUAUUUUUUUUAUAAUUUUCCUGAUAUUUACAGUGUAGUGGGUUAAACAGGUACUUAGCAGGGAAGUUGUAAAUGUUCCUGAUAUUUGGUUUUCAGUCGCUAGUUGUACUUGAAACAACAGAGUAGGUUCUUUCAGAGGGCAGAGGCCUUCUGAGCAUGUCUGUAAUGCAAAAGUACACCUCGAGUAAAACCAGGCACAAGAUGGAGUUUUCAGUACCUUUGAGAAUUUUGUUUCUACUGUGUAAUCCAAUAUAAAUGUGUAAAAGUGUUUCAAGCCGACUUAAUGAAUAUGUUAGAAUAUCAACACCGUCAAAAUCCUGAAGAUAAUAGCCAAACCUGAUUUCCUUAAAUGCAUUUCUGAUUAAGCGAAUUGUAAGCAGUGCUUACACUUUAUGCAGAGCAGUUUUACAGCAUUUCCCACUUUAAUUGUAUUAUUUGAUGUCUGAAUUGUGCCACCAUCUGUGUCAACCAUCUCAUGUAGAACUGAACCUGGUUUCUGUCUCCUUUUGUUUGAUGUUACUGACCUCUAGAGGUAGAAGAGAGAGUUUAACGUGAGGACAAUCUGUGACUUCUGGUUUGGAGUCUUACAAUAACAGAAACAAUUCCUGUAUCAAAGCUGAGCUUAUUGAUAUAUGUGACUUUUUAUGGAAUAUUGUUAAAAGGUUGCUGCUUUUUCUCACUAAAAUUAAAUAUUAUAAACCAAGGUUCUGAGAAGAAAGAAACCAAUUUUUUUAAGUGAAAUUUAAAUAAAGGUUAAUUGUUUGGGA